Messenger RNA from Syngnathoides biaculeatus (alligator pipefish), 4764 nucleotides. Its product is annotated as E3 ubiquitin-protein ligase TRIM9. Gene Ontology annotation, molecular function: zinc ion binding; protein binding. The record is from RefSeq and is a predicted model, not a curated record. NCBI's taxonomy places the organism in Eukaryota, Metazoa, Chordata, Actinopteri, Syngnathiformes, Syngnathidae.
AUGGAGGAAGAGCUGAAAUGUCCGGUGUGCGGGUCCCUGUUCAAGGAACCGGUCCUGAUGCCUUGCUCCCACAACGUGUGCCUGGCGUGCGCGCGCAGCAUCAGCGUGCACACGCCGGACGGGGAGCCCGCCGGGGCCGUGCAGCAGAGCCGCGCGUCGGCGGCCGGCUCGGACUACGACUACCUGGACGUGGACAAGAUGAGCCUGUACAGCGAGACGGACAGCGGCUACGGCUCGUUCACGCCGUGCCAGCUCAAGUCGCCCAACGGGGUGCGGGUGUUCCCGGCCCCGCAGCGGCUGUGCUCGCUCACCUGCCCGCUGUGCCACCGCAGCGUCUCCCUGGACGAGCGAGGGCUGCGCGGCUUGCCUCGCAACCGGCUCCUGGAGGCCAUCGUGGCGCGGUACCGGCAGAACCGCGGCGCCGCCUGCGCCUCCGCCUCCGCCCCCUCCUCCGGCGCGGCCAAGUGUCAGCUGUGUGACCGCAACCCGGUGGACGCGGCCGUCAUGUGCGAGCAAUGCGACGUCUUUUACUGCAACGCCUGCCAGCAGAGGUGCCACCCGUCCCGCGGUCCGCUCGCCAAGCACCGCCUGGUCCCGCCGCCCCAGCAGCGGCCGGGCCAGCCGCCGGCCACAGCGCGCAAGCCUGCGACGUGCGCGGAGCACGAAGCGGAGAACUUCGUCUUGUACUGCUGCAACUGCAGGGCGCCCGUGUGCGCCAAGUGCGCCGAGGAGGGACGCCACGCCAAACACGACGUCACCAUCGCCCUCAUGUGGAAGCAGCACAAGUGUCAACUCUCGCAGGCCCUCAACGGCAUCUCGGACAAAGCCAAAGAAGCUAAAGAGUUCCUGGUGCAACUCAAGAACAUGCUGCAGCAGAUCCAGGAGAACGGCGUCGAGUUCGAGGCCUGCCUGGUGGCUCAGUGCGACUCGCUCAUCGAGGCUCUGACGCGACAGAAAGCCAAACUCCUGACAAAAGUCACCAAGGAGAAGGAAUACAAACUCAAGGUGGCGCGGGACCAGAUCACCCACUGCACCGUCAAGCUGCGGCAGACCACCGGCAUGAUGGAGUACUGCCUGGAGGUGCUCAAGGAGAACGACCCCAGCGGCUUCCUCCAGAUCUCGGACGCCCUGAUCAAGCGCGUGGCGUCGUCCCAGGAUCAGUGGGUCAAAGGCAACCUGGAGGCCAAGGUGGGCCCCGACUUUCAGCUGACCCUCAACACGGACGCCCUGCUCCAGACCAUCCUCCAGCUCGAUUUCUGCCAGGGCAAAGUGGAGUCGGGACCCUCGGUGCCACCGGCUCCCCUGCUGCAGCUGGAGAAGUGCUGCAGCGGCAACAACAGCGCCACCCUGGCUUGGAGGGUGCCGGCGCCCCAAGCGGCGCCCAUCGAGGGAUACAUCCUGGAGCUGGACGACGGCAACGGGGGGCAGUACAGGGAGGUGUACGUGGGGAAGGAGACGCUGUGCACGGUGGACGGCCUCCACUUCAACAGCUCGUACAACACCAGAGUGAAGGCCUACAACGCCGUGGGCGUGGGCGCCUACAGCAAGACCGUGGUGCUCAAGACCUCCGACGUGGCCUGUUUCGCCUUUGACCCCACUUCGGCUCACCGGGACAUCGUCCUGACCAACGAGAAUCAGACGGUGUCGUGUAACAGCUACGACGACCGCGUGGUGCUCGGGACCGCCGCCUUCUCCAAGGGGAUCCACUACUGGGAGGUGUGCGUCGAUCGCUACGACAACCACCCGGACCCCGCGUUCGGCAUCGCCCGCAUCAACACGGUGAAGGACAUGAUGCUGGGCAAGGACGACAGGGCCUGGGCCAUGUACGUGGACAACAACCGCUCCUGGUUCAUGCACAACAACUCGCACACAAACAGGGCAGAGGGGGGUAUCUCAAAAGGCUCGACGGUGGGGGUCCUCCUGGAUCUUACCAAACGCACUCUGACCUUCUUCAUCAACAAGGAACAACACGGUCCCACCGCCUUCGAGAACCUGGACGGCGUCUUCAUGCCGGCCGUUAGCCUCAACAGAAACGUGCAGGUGACCCUCCUGACAGGCCUGGAGGUCCCGAGGCUCCUCAAACAGUAGACGGCGCCUCCGACAAACGGACCGACCGUGGCAACAACCUGGUCUUCUGAAGGUUCCUCGGCGUCUCUGCUCCGUCAUUUUCUAACAGAUUAUUGUAGAUUUAACUUCAAGUCCGUCAGCUCGACACUUAACGGUCCCUGGCACCGGUACCAGUCCGAAGGCCGACACACACAAGCGCAAUUGUGUACGCGCACUCUGCAGGGCUUCGAUUUGUCAUUCGGCAUCAAGAUCCAACAACACGGUGCCUUAAGGAGGCAAAAAAAAUUAAACGAGGAAGACAUUUUCAGGUGACAGCCGCGAAGGACUUCAGUUCAAGCGCUGACUCAGGUUGUUAGCGCCAUGAAAUAUUUACAAAUUCAACUGCAGCAGCAGCUGCGAUGUCACUCGAGAUUCGGCGAGGAAAAAAUGUCUUCGUGGGGCCCGUUUUCAUUUGUCCACCACGCGAGAGAAAAAUACAACUUUCAGUCUCGAUUUAGUCAGAGGCGACGAAAGUAGACAUUUUGCAAAAUCCAAAUUUUAGUUUGGCUUCAUUUCACGCUGAAAACAAGUUUGUUGAUGUAGUUGAACGUUAGUGUGACGGAUAAACUCUUCCCAUUGAUGUCAAAAGAAGCUCCGCUUCCCCCCCCCCCCCCCACCCUUUGGGCCACUGUGUUACUUGUUUGUUUACACCAGAUGCAGAAAUGAGCCAAACUAUUAGCGGGUUCUGGGUUGGAGCUCAUUGUUAGCCUCAGCGCCGACAAACGGGCACUCCAAAAGAGCAUUUGCAGUUUUCCCAUCAGAAGACGACGAAUUAGAGCAUAAAAUGGGCUUUACGUGCUCCCGCUGACGACUCGCCAACCAUCCAAGAGAAAAUAUGUGCAGAACAACGGCGCCGUUUGCGAGCGAGAUGAAACGAGGCCGAGCGUCUUUCUCCCUCCCUCAAACGGCAUCGGUGAUGCGUUCGCGCUGAGCCCUUUUUAAGAUCUCAACACAAAAAAAGAGAAUAUUUCAUACACGAGCUUGGGACGGAGGUUUCAUUUUUUCGGUCACCUCAUUCUAAUUUUAUCUCACCCUCCCUGCAGUGUUGCCUUCAAAUCAACAAAAAGCGGCUUCACAUCAAACACGCCGCUGCAAAACAUCACUGUGACAAUGGCGAACAACACUUUGAAUAAUUGGAAACAAGUUUUCACUUGACGUGAUCGCUAAUAGCUCGCAUGAGAGUCUGCAGAAUUUCACCCAAAUGACUUGACCGGCGUUCCUGUGUUUGGGCACAGUGUAAAUAAUAAUUAUAAUAAAUAUGCUAAGAACCCUAAUGAGACAAAUGUGAGCAUCAGGAAAGUUUACAAAGUAUUUUUUUUUUUUUUGCCCUGCACCUCCACCUGCAAUUGUUGUAAAUAGCCUCCUGCAAUUUGUGCUGUAUUUUCUGAUUGUUUAUUCUUUUCCUGCCAAAUGCUACAAAAGCGCGCCCUCUGGUGUCUGGAGGAGGAGGUACAGCCACUCCGACCUCAGCCACUUGUUGAAAUGUGCUGACUGGUCAAAAGCCAUUACCGUAUAGAUACAUAUAAUUGGUUGCUUUUUUUUCCCAAGUAUAUACAUAUUUAUCCUUUGAUUUACCCUAGUCAAUGCUAUGAGAGGCAAAAGGUAUGCGAUUAUUUUUUUGGAAUGAAGUAUUACAGUUUUCAUAUAUCAUCUUAGCUCCACUCACAACACGCCCGACAUCUUCAAAUAUCGACAAAAGUAUUAACUCAGCUGCUUUGACUCACAUCUGAGUUGAUGUAAAUAAAAGAUUCUGGGUUACAUAUCAUGUCUGCGCACACAAAUAUUUUUUCCCAAAUUAGUGAGACUGUUAAAACUCGUGGAAAACAUUCAUAAAAUAUUUUAAGAUGUCAGAACUGCAAAAGGCGGAGCGACGUCAUAUGAAACCCAGCGGAUUAAAAAUAUGACGCCACUAAAGUUCAUGUGUGAGUAAAGCCAUGCGAGAGAAUACUUUUGUUCCAACAUAUUGUACAUAUUAUAUGGAUAAAUGUCUGGAGACACACCUCUUCAUCGAUUAUUUAAUCAUUUAUGGGUUGGACUGCAACCUUCUCGAGACUUUUUCAUCUCUUUUUUUUGGAAGCCGGCGACCUUUUUUUUUUUUUUUUUUUUUUUAAAUUUCGUGUCCGUCACGGCACAUUUGCUCGGCCACAUCCGAGCCAGAACUUCUUCUCAGGUCUGACACCAUCGACCGACGGCGUUCCUCCUCGCGAGAGUGGGGAGGGAACGCCACCUUGUCAACUUCCGGAAAUUUCUGCGAGCGGCUUUGUGAAAGGCCUCCCCGGGGAUCGAAAUUUGACCGACAAAAGCCCAAAGCUGUGAUUUGCCGACUUCAAAAAGUCGCUCGCCGUGGCGACCGCUUCGUGUGUGUGUGUGUGUGUGUGUUGUCGAGUAAUUGUGCGACAUUUUACCUCACACUCGCCCACCCAUGAAUGUCUUAAACUUUACAUAUACAGUAUAUAUAUAUAUUUCAAAGUACGGUGCUGGGUGCGUGCAUGUCCUGAUAUUGAAAAGGAUUUAUUGUUUCAAAUCUGUGAAUAUUUUUUUUUUUUUUGGGGGGGGGGGUGUUACGUCGCCCUCCUCUUCAGUUUCUUCCGUGUCAAAGUUGCUGCUGUUUCUAUUUCAAAGUGGAAAAAUACGAUAAGAGCUCAAUUAGCAUUUACU